Messenger RNA from Notechis scutatus (mainland tiger snake), 3474 nucleotides. NCBI's taxonomy places the organism in Eukaryota, Metazoa, Chordata, Lepidosauria, Squamata, Elapidae. The record is from RefSeq and is a predicted model, not a curated record.
AUGGCGGGCCGGGGGCGGCCGCUGCUGCCGCCGUUGAAGGCGCUGUCGGUGGCGCUGGGCGAGGCGUCCUGCGGCGCUCAGGGCUACCGCGGCGGGCAGGAGGUGUCCGGGCAGGUGUUGCUGGAGCUGGCGGCGCCGCUGAGGCUCCGCGCCCUCCGCCUCGAGGCCUGCGGGGGAGCCCGGGCGGCUUGGACCGAAGCGCCGCCGAUGCAGCCGCUAACGCCGCCUCCUCCUCCGGUGGCGGCCGGGACCCGUCUGGAAGCGGAGGUGCCUUACCUGGAAGCCCGGCGGGAGCUGCUGCUGGCAGGUGAUGAGGGCUUCAUCCUUUUAGAAGCUGGGAAAUACGAAUUCCCUUUCAGUUUUCAACUUCCUCUCCACCCCUUGGCGACCUCUUUCACAGGGAAAUAUGGCAGCAUUCAGUACUUUGUGAAGGUAACCCUGGAGAGCGCCAGCGGCCCCCGUCAGUCGGUGUCGAGAGAGUUUCAAGUGAUCAGCCACAUCGAUGUCAAUUCUCCGGUUCUCUUGAGUCCUGUAAGACAAACUCAAGAUAAAAUGAUCGGGUGCUGGUUCUUCACUUCGGGUCCGGUUUCUUUGAGUGCCAAAAUCGAUAGGAAAGGGUUUUGUAACGGUGAAGUUAUACCAAUUUAUGCAGAAAUUGAAAAUUGCUCCUCGCGGCUAAUUGUGCCGAAAGCUGCCAUUUUCCAAAUACAGACUUACGUAGUUCGAGGGAAAACAAAGACGUUUCGUCAAAUGGUUGCCAACGUGCGAGGAAACCAUAUUGCCUCAGGGAGCACAGAUACCUGGAAUGGCAAAACUCUGAAAAUUCCACCUGUCACCCCUUCUAUCCUUGACUGCUGUAUUAUCAGAGUGGAAUAUUCCUUGGCUGUAUACGUUCAUAUUCCCGGUGCCAAAAAGCUGAUGGUUGAACUGCCUUUGGUCAUUGGCACAAUUCCAUGUACUGCUUUUUCCAGCAGGAACUCAGAUUUUGUCAACCAGCUGGCUAUGGAUAUGAGGUGGCUGGCUCAGGCACUGCCAGAUCAUCCAGAAGCACCACCCAAUUAUGCUGAUAUAGUAUCAGAGGAAGAAUACGCAAGGCAUGUUACUGUUUAUCCGACUUCAGUGGAUUGUGACGAGCAGCUGCGUUGCCCUAUGCUCGCCUACAUCCAAGAAUUCCGAUUUCAGCCGCCUCCUCUCUAUUCAGAGAUUGACCCCUAUCCUACUGAGGUAGAAGACAGUCGGCCGGUUUUACUCAUGGAUUAAGGGUGAUUCCAAAAAGCCUUGGUUUUGUUUGUUUUUUCUUUUGACUGCCUCUUCUUAAAGAAUUUUUUGUUGUUGUUCAAUAAAGCAAUUUAAAAUUGGAGCAGGCACCAGAAGAUCUAAGUCAAAACGAAUUUUGAACAAGAAGGGAAGCGUGGAAGAAUGUGUUAUUGAAGUCAUUGGCCCACGCAACAAAGCCUGGACGUUGUUUUGGUCAGAUACUUGUUAUUUAUUACAUGUUUAUCCCACCCCUCUCCCCUAUAUGUUGACUCUGGGAAGAAAAUAAGUUUAGGUUGUGGUUCCUCUUCUCAUAAUGUUCAGGAUAUUUCAGAGAGCAGUAAGACAACCAGCUACAGGAGGUCUACCUUUGGGAAUACAAAUAUUGGCAUCUGUAUCCAGAUACAAGGAUUUUUGCUCGGCACGAUCAACUCCCUACCCAAGAUUAAGUGAGAUUUUGACUGCGCAGAUUAUUAUUCUUUUCUUUUUUUUUCUGUUAAACACACGGACAUAUCAUUCCUAAGUUUAAUCAUCACAGAGCAAUACUGUGACAUUUUUACCGUGAGUGAGUAACAUUAAAAAUACUCUAUGCAACGUUGCAUAGGCAGAAGCUUGGUCUCAUUGCCAGCUUUGGAAAUUGCAAUUUUACAGCUGAGGCUAGGUUUCAAGAGUCGCUUUGCUCCACACUUCAGAUUUGCUAGACGUUUUUUUGGGCCGCUUCAGCAAUGUGGCCUGAUUGGGCGAGGGGCCAGGACAGCCCAAACUUUCAAUCAGGACUUUCUCAGCAAUUUGAGAUGCCAUGACUUAAACCUCUUAAAGUAAAAACGAUCCUUGGCGCCGUUGUUUGGGAUAGGUAUAGUUUUAUUGCAAGCCAAGCGUAUUGCAGUCAAGCAGAGCCCAAAACUGAAGAGUUGUGCACCAAAAUCCCUAAAUGGAACUUUUCCCUCCCUUUACAGUCUCCCAUCGCCGACACCCCUCAUCAGGUUCAGGCAAGGCGUUUUCAGAACGGUCAGUUCAAGCGUAGGCCUCUUCUCCCAGCUGAGUGACCUUGAAGCAGCCUCUUGGGGAGAUACAUAAGUUACUUUUGAUUUCCCGCAAGCAUCCACCCUUCCCAGAGUUCAUGGCAGACUUUCACCGCAUGGCAGCGAAACACACACGCGUAAGUAGGUAGCCGACAUGCUGCUGCUAAACUGUACAUAACAAGGAUGCUUUUGCACUCUUUAAAAAUUUGCCUAAUGAAUGAUGAAACUCUAUAGGACUAUAUCCAUGGAAUGUUAAUAAAAGAUCCUGUAAAAAUUUUUAAAAAUCCCUCCUUCCUGGAAUGGGAGUUGAGACCAAAAAUAUUUCCCACUGAGGCCAACUUGCCUUUCUUAGGAUUAACAGAAUCCAGAAUAGAAGAGCAUUAUUAACAGACCCAGAUAAUUUUCUGUGAAGUUUUAUGAGAAAUGAAUUAUAGGUACUGUGACACGUGGGUUUAAAAUUUAGCAUUUAAAUUAUUAUGGUGCAAUUCUUUAAAUUUGUUUCUCAGGUCAAGGUGCUUUGCUCUGAGGGUAAAGUCUUAUCUUCUUUCUUAAUUCCUGGACAAUUCUGUACUGUAACCUUUCAGCCUUUGCACUACAACUCACGUCCGGAAAUAUUGCCCCGCAUUUCCAUCCAUAAACCGGUAGUCCUCGACUUAACGACCACAAAAUUUCUGUGGCCAAGCAAGACAGUUGUUAAGUGAGUUUUGUCACAAUUGUUAAGCGAACCACUGCAAGUGUUGAGUAGCACAUUUGUUCAGUGAAUCUGGAUUCCCCAUUGACUUUGCUUGUCCGAAGGUCCCAAAAGGGGAUCCCAGGACACUGCAACCAUCAUAAAUACGAGUCAGUUGCCAAGCGCCUGAAUUUUGAUCACGUGACCAUUGGGGAUUCUGCAACGGUCAUCAGUGUAAAAAUCAGUCACAAGUCACUCUUUUCAGUGCCGUUGGCCACUAAAUGAACUGUUGUAGGUCGAGGACUGCCUGCACUAAAAUCAAUAGUUCUGCAGGGCAAGAAAUGCCCUGUUUUCUUCAUUGGUAGGCCAGAGUGGCCAUUUGCUCUAUGGCACUUCUACCUUGUCUUUGAGCUACGGUGGCGCAGUGGUUGGAAUGCUGUCUAAUUCUGCUGGCUGUUUGCAGUUCGGCAGUUCAAUUCUCACCAGGCUCAAGGUCGACUCGGCCUCCCAUCCUUCUGAUAUCACUUA